AGGCAGUUAGUUGCUUUAGCGGAUCACUGUGUAUUAGUACGGUACGCAAGUCACCCGGUACAAAAGAAAAAUAUUAUUCAGCAAAUUUUCAGUGAUUUAGCGAUAGUUCGUGGAUUUUACAAUGAUGCAACUUGAGAAUGGUACCCUACAGCACUGUAGUGGACCAGCGGCACCAAGUCAAGUGUCGUCCUUCGAUCUAUUGGGAUCACAUUGCAGCUCAAUGUACGGCACUAGGUACGCCCCUCACACGCAGCUAUCACCUGCCAGCACAUCUUCAUGCGGCAGCGACGGUUACGCCGCCCAAGUAACGAUGGAAACAGCCAGGGCUACUCUGGAUUACAAUCCCUACACGGGCUCUUACAGGCAUCCGGUAUACAAAAACCUCUGGUUCCCCCAUUCGCCACCGACAUCCGACGCGGUGUCUAAUGGUUUCCAGCCUCAACCAAACCAGGCAUACCCACCAUGGCCUCACCAUCAGCCCACCUACAUGAGUACGUUUGGUGCGAUGAACAUGCUUAAACCUGGAGUGGCUGAGUUUUCCAGUAGGGGAAGACGAUGUAUCAAAUGUCAAUGUCCAAACUGUGCUGCCGAAGACAAUGGAAUUAAACAGCCUGCGGGCAAGAAAAUACAUAAUUGCCAUUAUCCAGGAUGUGGUAAGGAGUACGGAAAAACAUCCCACUUGCAGGCUCACCUAAGAUGGCAUACUGGAGAGAGGCCGUUUCCUUGUCACUGGAUUUUAUGUGGAAAAAGGUUUACUAGAUCUGAUGAAUUGCAGCGGCAUUUGAGGACACAUACUGGCGAAAACGAUUCGCUUGUUCUGUCUGCGGAAAAAAGAUUUAUGCGAUCAGACCAUCUCGCGAAGCAUGCCAAAACACAUUCGAAAAAAAAUGAGGAAGUUGCUAAACCAAAUGCAUCAGAUAAUUCUUGCAAUAAUGCCAACAAUCCCACGCAACCUGUGCAACAAGUACCUUCCAGAGAUGUUCCUGCGCAAGUUACUUCAAAUUAUUCAGUUCAAAUGAGCAAUAGUGGAUUAGGUGUUGCGAAUGUGAGCCAGAAUCUGAAUUAUACGCCUACGAUGGUUCCGGGUAUCACGCAAUAUUACAGUCUUCCCCCAAGCCAAAGUUAUCCCAUGGAAUAUGGGUAUUAAGUGCCUUUAUUAGUCGACUCUAUAGCCUGCCUCUCAAAACCAAAGAAAUAUAGAGGCCUCUCAAAUUAAAACAAAACAAUAAGUUGAAAAGAUUCAUUUAAAACUGUAUAUAAAUAUUUUUUUAAUAGAAAUACCUCUUGAAUGGACACUCAUGGACAAAACUGUAGAAUUUUUUAGGGUAUACUAUGUUACAGAUGCUACCAGCGAUGGCUACCCGUCUCAAGCCACCAUGGAGACAGCCAGAGUCACUAUGGAUUACAAUGUACGGCCUCAGAUAUGCUCCCCAUAUGCAGCUGUCAUCAGCUAGU
This is a messenger RNA of Sitophilus oryzae (rice weevil), 1455 nucleotides long. It is a transcript of the gene Btd, whose product is annotated as transcription factor Sp8-like. Lineage: Eukaryota; Metazoa; Arthropoda; Insecta; Coleoptera; Curculionidae. The coding region runs from base 122 to 1147 and encodes 341 amino acids. The record is from RefSeq and is a predicted model, not a curated record. Gene Ontology annotation, biological process: regulation of transcription by RNA polymerase II. The transcript is spliced from 2 exons. Gene Ontology annotation, molecular function: RNA polymerase II cis-regulatory region sequence-specific DNA binding; DNA-binding transcription factor activity, RNA polymerase II-specific.